This is a messenger RNA of Motacilla alba alba, 3242 nucleotides long. RefSeq names its product proprotein convertase subtilisin/kexin type 9 (gene PCSK9). Gene Ontology annotation, biological process: proteolysis. Gene Ontology annotation, molecular function: serine-type endopeptidase activity. The coding region runs from base 316 to 2238 and encodes 640 amino acids. The transcript has 12 exons. The record is from RefSeq and is a predicted model, not a curated record. Lineage: Eukaryota; Metazoa; Chordata; Aves; Passeriformes; Motacillidae.
CGCUCCGGGAUCUCAGACCCGCGGGUGCGCUCCGGGACCCGGGAUCCGCGGGUGCGCUCCGGGAAUCAGACCCGCGGGUGCGCUCCGGGACCGGCGCGGGUGAGCUCCGCGGGUGCGCUCCGGCUCCUGCGUUCCGCGGGUGCGCUCCGGCGCCUCGGCUCCGCUCCGGCCCCUCGGCUCCGCUCCAGCUCCUCGGCCCCGCUCCAGCCCUUCCACUGCGCUCCGGCCCCUCGGCGGUCUCGCAGGGGGUCCCCGCCGGUGCCAUCCCCGGUGCCGGGGGUCCCGGCGUCUCCGGCGCUACCCGUCGGGUGCGGGAUGUCCCCGCGGGCGCUGGAGCUGGCGCUGGUGCUGGCGCUGGCGGAGCUGCUUCUGGCCCUGGGGGCGGCCGAGGAGGGGGAAGCCGCCGUCGGGGCCGCCCCUCCGGGACCCGCUGCUUUCCAUCGCGCCGCCAAGGCGUCGUGGCGGCUGCCCGGGCGCUACGUGGUGAUGCUGCGGGCGGGCAGCGAGGCCGAGCUGCGGGGCACGGCCCGGCGGCUGCAGGCCCGGGCGGCUCGGCGGGGACACCUGGCAGAGCUGCUGCACGUCUUCCACCUGCUGCCCGCCUUCCUGGUGAGGAUGAGCAGCGACGUCCUGGACGCGGCGCUGAGGCUGCCGCACGUGAAGUACAUUGAGGAGGAUGCCUACGUCUUUGCUCAGAGCAUUCCCUGGAACCUGGGCAGGAUCGUGCCGCCACAGCCCGGCUCGGGUGCCUACAGCCCUCCCAAUAAAGGUGACCUGGCCGAGAUUUACCUGCUGGACAGCAGCGUGCAGAGCAGCCACCGGGAGAUCGAGGGCAGGGUGACUGUGACUGGCUUCGAGAGCAUCCCCGAGGAGGAUGGCACUCACUUCCACAGGCAGGCCAGCCAGUGUGACAGCCACGGGACCCACGUGGCCGGGGUGCUGAGCGGGCGCGACGCCGGCGUGGCCAGGGCCGCCAACAUCCGCAGCCUCCGGGUGCUGAACUGCCAGGGCAAGGGCACCGUCAGCGGCACCCUCAGGGCCCUGGAGUUCAUCGGGAGGGCUCCGGAGGCUCAGCCGCGGGUGGUGCUGCUGCCGCUGGCCGGCGCGCAGAGCCCCGCGCUGAACGCGGGCUGCCGGCGGCUGGCUCGGACGGGAGCGGUCGUGGUGGCGGCUGCCGGCAACUACAAGGACGAUGCCUGCCUCUACUCGCCUGCGUCCGAGCCGGAGGUCAUCACGGUCGGUGCCACCGACAGCGAGGACCAGCCCGCCUCCAUCGGCACCCUGGGCACCAACUUUGGCCGCUGCGUGGACCUGUUUGCCCCGGGGGACGACAUCGUCGGCGCCUGCAGCGACUGCAGCACGUGUUUCACUGCGCGGAGCGGCACGUCGCAGGCGGCCGCACACGUGGCAGGCAUCGCGGCCGUGCUGCUGAGCGCCGAGCCCCAGCUGAGCCCGGCCGAGCUCCGCCAGCGCCUCCUGCGCUUCUCCGCCAAGAUCGCCAUGGACACGGCGUGGAUCCCGGAGGAGCAGCGCCUCCAGACUCCCAGCAGCGUGGCAGGGCUGCCCACACGGCUGCCAGCAGAGGGGCAGCUGCUGUGCCGCUCGGUGUGGUCGGCGCGCUCGGGGCUCUCCCGGCCCGGCCCGGCCGUGGCUCGCUGCGCCGGCUCCGAGGAGAUGCUCGGCUGCUCCAGCUUCUCCCGCGGCGGCAGCCGGCUGGGGGAGCACGUGGAGGACGAGGACGGGCAGAAGCGGUGCGUGGCCCACGGCGCCUUCGGGGCCCGGGGGGUUCAUGCCAUCGCCCGGUGCUGCACGGUGCCCGGGACUGAGUGCCGGAUCAAGGCCAGCUCCGAGGGGGCCGAGUGCUCCCCGGGGGACCACGUGCUGACUGGGUGCAGUUUCCACUCCCCAUCCGUGGUGCUGGGUGCUGUUGGCAGGCCCGUGGAGAGGCUGGGGAGGGGGCCCAGCCGCUGUGCCAGCAGGACAGAGGUGAUGGCACAUGCCUUGUGCUGCCCCAGUGCCAGCCUCGAGUGCCGGCUGAAGGAGCACACGGCCCUGGAACACGAGAAGAAGGUGACAGUGUCCUGUGAGGAUGGCUGGACGCUGACGGGCUGUACUGCCCUGUCCCAGAGCCCUGGCUCCAGGGGAGCCUACGCCGAGGACAAUUCCUGCGUGGCAGCCGCUGGCCCUGGCAGCAGCUGGGCCGUGGCCGUCGCCGUUUGCUGCCGGAGCCGGCAGUAGGGACAGGCUGAGCUGGAGGGGUGGCUCCGGUGGCACAGCAGGGAUUGGAGGCCUUGCUGGCCUGGUGUGUCCCUGGCUCGGUGCCUUUCCAGGGUUUCCAGAGCAAUCCAUGCUCCGAUGUGCAGCUGAUGACCGAACUCGUCUCCCCCUCGCACACAGCGGGGUCAGGAUGCAGGGCCAGCCUCCAGGGUGGCUCUUCAAGAGCUCUCCAAGCAUCCCCCAUGCAGCAGGAGCUCUGAAUCCUUUCCCUGCCAUGGGAAUCCUUUCCCUGCCAUGUACUGGGAGUCGUCCCAGAAUCCUUUCCCUGCCAGAAUCCUUUCCCUGCCAUGUACUGGGUCUUCCUAUAAACACCUGGACAGAACAAGCCGUGGUGUUGUCACCCAACGUAGGAAAAAUCCACCACUUCUUAAAGAAAAAACUGUUGUGAGGAUCAGUCCUUCCUUUCCUGCUUAGUUGCUCAUUAGUUGUCAGCUAAUGCUGCUUAGCACCUGGAAAAUCUUAGUUUAGCCAUUUUGGGGCAGUUUUAUAAUUGCCUAAUCGUAUUCCUAGGAGAUUUCUUUACUUUUGAGUCAAGUGUAAGGGCUUUAGUUUAAACAGCCUGCUUAGUUAAUUAGAUUUUUUAUCUGCAUUGCUACAGUCAGCUACUGCUUCAUUAGUGCUUUUUUUGUUGUUGAGUCAAAGUUAAUGAUCUGCUGGUGUUACGUGUUAACAGUUUCAGGUCUUCCCAAGACACAUAGAACUGUAGGAAGCUGUAAUUCCUUUCAAAAAAAACCCAGAAUGAAGAAAAAGCUUUCAUAGCACCUUAGUUUUUACAUUUGUACCUUAAAUAUUUACUUGGGAGUUUUAUAAAUGAACAUUUUAUAAAUGUCUUUUUAAAAUAAAAUUCACAGCCCUGUGCUUUUGUGGUCCAUUGUCUGCCUUCAUAGACGUCCCCCUGGGGAACUGGUCUGGAGGAGGGAAGGGGGACCCAUCCAGCAGGGAUGCUGCUUUGUUAGUGAGCAGCC